AUGAGUCAUAGUGAGCAUGAAGAACUCCAACGGCAUGUUGAAGAUCUUCUUCGCAAAGGCCAUAUUCGGGAAAACUUGAGUCCUUGUGCUGUACCGGUAUUGCUGAUUCCCAAGAUAGAUGGAACAUGUCACGACCUCCUUGACCAGAUUGGUAAAGCGUCUAUCUUCUCCAAAAUCGACCUCAAAAGCGGCUAUCACCAGAUUCAAAUUCGACAUGGCGAUGAAUGGAAGACUCCUUUCAAGAUGAGGGAAGGCUUGUACGAGUGGCUUGUCAUGCCGUUUUGUUUGUCCAAUGCGCCGAUACACCUGUCCAAGGUUAAGGCAAUCAAAUCUUGGCGUGUUCCUAUGACCGUCAGCGAGGUACAAAGUUUUCAUGGACUUGUAUCUUUUUACCAUUGGUUCGUACCUCACGUCAGCAGUAUUAUGGUGCCUAUCACAAGUAAAAUGAAAGAGGGCGCAUUUGCGUGGACUCAUGAGACAGAAUCUGCGUUUGAACUCAUCAAAGACAAGCUUGACUUCCGCGCCUGUCCUAGCUCUUUCCUAUUUCUCUCAAACCUUUUGGCUUCAUUGCGAUGCCUUCAAGCUAGACGGGACAUCGAGUGUUUUGUGGCUCGUUAUCACACUUGCCAUCUCGCUAAAGGUCGAGCAUCAAAUGCUAGCUUAUACUUGCCUCUCCCUAUUCCUGAUCAGCCAUGGACUGACAGGACGGAUGAUGCUUUCAAUGUCGCCAUCUUGUUCUUUCGUGAGGUAUAUCGCCUGCAUGGUUUGCCGUCCUCAAGUGUCUCUGAUCGUGACACACGGUUUUUUAGCCAUUUUUUAUGUUCGCUCCGGAAACUGCUACGCACAAGCUUAGAUAUAAGUUCUACUUAUCACUCUCAGUCGGAUGGCGAGACUGAGGUCGUCAAUCGAUCUCUUGAGAAUCUUUUGUUUUGUUUAGUUGAUGUCAAUGUUAAGAGUUGGGAUUCGAAGCUUUGUCACGCGAAGUUUGCACAAAAUCACACCGUGUACCGCAAUUCAUGUUUUAGCCUAUUUCAGGUCGUUUAUGGUCUGGUCCCUCACAGUUCUCUGGAUUUUUCUCCUCUCCCCGACAAGACUCGUUUACACGGGCAGACUGUUGAUUUUGUACUUGUUUACAUACAUCGUCAAGCCAAGAUGAACUUGGAGUUGUCUACAGCCAAGUAUAAGGCCGCCGCUGAUGUCAAACGCCGUGAAGUUAUAUUUGAGCCGGACGAUUUGGUUAGGGUGUCUCUUACAAGGGAGUGCAUGCCCGCUCAUGAAUACAACAAACUCUGUUUCAAGAAGAUUGGGCCAGUGAAUAUCCUCGAAUGUAUUAACAACAAUGCUUACCAUGUUUUGCUUCGUGCUCAUUUAACGUGA
Molecule: messenger RNA, 1377 nt
Organism: Microthlaspi erraticum
Lineage: Eukaryota; Viridiplantae; Streptophyta; Magnoliopsida; Brassicales; Brassicaceae
Source: the annotation of a GenBank genome assembly